GAGUACUCUGUUCUUUCUCCUCCUGGUUUCUUUGCAGUGAUACUUCAAAAAAAAAAGAUGGAAUUUUGUUUUAGUUUCUCUAUUUAGAUAUGCAGAAGAAAGUGGAUUCAUGUUCUCCAACAAGCGUUCUUGAGGAUUUAUUCAGGACCGAAGAAUUCGAAACCGCUUGUUCAUCCAAGCCACCCACCACAGGCUCAUCAAAUAACCAAAGCUCGAAACAAACCUCUCGAUGGCACGGAUUCGCACAAUUACUCGGUUUCGGAUCAAAGAAACCAUUACUCGGUUUAAGGAGAAGCAGUAGUGUGAGAGAAAACGCGACCGUUUCACCAGAUUUCCUGGCCAACAGCGCCAAUUCAUAUAACCUCAAGUCUCCAGGCAGAGUUUUCACUCUUUCCCAGCUUCAAAUCGCCACCAAAAACUUCAGCGCUGAAAAUAUUAUAGGAAAAGGGGGUUAUGCUGAAGUUUACAAGGGGAGUUUACAUAACGGGAAGCUUGUUGCCAUUAAACGUCUAACUAAAGGCACACCCGAUGAUAUAAUAGGUGAUUUCUUAUCGGAGCUUGGAAUAAUGGCUCAUGUUAAUCAUCCCAACACUGCUAAGUUAAUCGGCUAUGGAAUCGAAGGCCGAAUGCAUCUCGUCCUCGAGUUGUCUCCGAAUGGAAGCUUGGCUUCUCUUCUUUAUGGUUCAAAGAGCGAACUGAAAUGGGACAUCAGGUUCAAGAUUGCUCAAGGCACAGCUGAAGGUUUAAGGUAUCUUCACGAGGGGUGUAAGAGACGAAUCAUCCACAGAGAUAUCAAAGCUGCAAAUAUUUUGCUCACAAACAACUUUGAACCUCAGAUUUGUGAUUUUGGGCUUGCGAAAUGGCUGCCGGAAAACUUGACUCACCACACUGUUUCCAAAUUCGAAGGCACAUUCGGCUAUCUUGCUCCGGAGUACUUGAUGCAUGGCAUAGUCGAUGAGAAAACCGAUGUUUUUGCCUUCGGUGUACUGUUACUCGAACUAGUCACCGGACGCCGAGCCCUGGAUUACUCUCAGCAGAGCCUGGUAUUGUGGGCAAAACCCCUGCUAAGAAAUAAUGAUAUUCGAGAGCUAAUCGACCCUGCCAUCGGGGAAGAAUACGAUUCACGAGAAAUGAACCUCGUUCUCUUGGCUGCUUCAUUAUGCAUUCAUCGCUCUUCGGUUCGACGCCCUCGAAUGAAUCAGGUUGUACUGCUUCUUAAUGGCAACCUCAAUAGCUUAAAGAGCAUGAGAAAAUGUCGGAUCCCAUUCUUCAGAAAAGCUCUCCAUGAAGAGACAUUGAAUGCAGAAGGCUCGGACAAGAGUUGAGGUUAUCAGGAUUUGGGAAGCUGAUCCAAGGUUAGUGGUCCAAGCAAAUGUAUGCCAUGGAAACAAGUUAUGACAUCAAAGAGCGACAUCAAAAGGACAAAUGCUGCAGAAGAGACAUGAAGGAAGGGGGGGAGACAUCGAAUGUCGGUGUCUUGGAAGAUGCGUACAUGAGAAGGGAAUCUCAGGGAACAGAAGUAUAGAAUCACCCAUGGUUUAGUCAAUUUAGUUGGAGGGAGAAAUGUAAGAAGUAAGAACUAUUGUCUCUCUCUUUUUUCUUUCUUUCGAAGUAAGUUUAUGACAAAAGUCGUUUAGGAUACUCUAAAACAUCAAA
Messenger RNA from Hibiscus syriacus, 1656 nucleotides. Its product is annotated as receptor-like cytosolic serine/threonine-protein kinase RBK2. The coding region runs from base 90 to 1325 and encodes 411 amino acids. The record is from RefSeq and is a predicted model, not a curated record. Gene Ontology annotation, molecular function: protein kinase activity; ATP binding. NCBI's taxonomy places the organism in Eukaryota, Viridiplantae, Streptophyta, Magnoliopsida, Malvales, Malvaceae. Gene Ontology annotation, biological process: protein phosphorylation. The transcript is spliced from 6 exons.